This is a messenger RNA of Acytostelium subglobosum LB1, 1806 nucleotides long. RefSeq lists its product as hypothetical. The coding region runs from base 1 to 1806 and encodes 601 amino acids. Lineage: Eukaryota; Evosea; Eumycetozoa; Acytosteliales; Acytosteliaceae. The transcript is spliced from 2 exons. Gene Ontology annotation, molecular function: oxidoreductase activity, acting on CH-OH group of donors; flavin adenine dinucleotide binding. The record is from RefSeq and is a predicted model, not a curated record.
AUGGGACUGCUGGCGUCGACAUGCCAUGCAGCUUUCUACGACUAUAUCGUGGUGGGUGCCGGUUCUGCCGGUAGUAUAGUGGCCACCAGACUCGCUCAAAAUGGAAGCACAGUGCUUGUGAUCGAUGGAGGCGAAGGUUCCACUGUUGAGGUUGGUGGCAAAGAUGUUGUCGGUACCCAAGGAACACUAAGUCCAUCAAAUACAUACACCCCUGUUUCAACAUUCACAAAGUAUGAUGUACCAUUAUACUGGUCAGCUGCUUAUAUUACUGGAUUGAAGUGGGAUAUCACUGGCGCCAGCGUGGCCAAAGUCACUGGAGGCUGUGGUAUGCACAAUGGAAUGGUGUUCCAACGUGGACUCGAGUCCGACUAUAACAACUGGGGCGUCACUGGAUGGAAUUGGAGCAGCAUGUUCCCUUACUUCCUCAAGAUCGAGACCAUCCUCGACCCAUCGCUAUCCACAUCAACCCUGCACGGCCACAGCGGCCCAAUCAACGUCGGCACCCAUCCAUUCGACCAGGAGGGUAACGACUUUAUUAGCUCAUGCUCGGCAGCCGGCUUGCCAUUCAACCCCGACUUCCAGAACAACACUCGCGAUGGCUGUGGCUACUUCCAGUUCAACAUUGACCCAACUGGAAUCCGUUCGUCGCCCUUCCACAAGUACCUCAAGCCCGCGUUGGUCACCUACAGCAGCACCCUCAAGUUGCUCACCCAGGUCACCGUGCUCAAGGUCAACUUUAUCAAGGCAUGUACAAGCUGCAUCCCUAACGCCGCAAGUGUUACCGUGUCAUUCAAUGGCAACGGCACCGUGUCAACUAUCACCUGCAACAAGGAGAUCAUCCUGUCUGCCGGCGCACUCAACACACCAAAGAUCUUGCUCAACUCUGGUAUUGGUAAUGCUACAUACCUCGCUACCUACUCGAGCGUGAUCCCUACUGUAUACUCCAACUUGCCAGGCGUGGGCAGGAACCUGCAGAACCACUUCCUGGCAUUCACCGUGUGGUCCUACAAUGCCACGUCCAACCGUCCAACCUUCUACGACCUCUUCACUCAGAGCCUCUUCUUUGAGACUUCUGGCGCCGGCAUCCUCGGCACCCCAGGUUUCUCAGUCGGCGCUUGGCUGCGUCCCAACGCCACAGCAGUUGGCGUGUCAGAGAAUGUGAUGCUGAUUUUGCCAGGCGUCCUUGGAACCACCACCCCUUUCCAGGCACUCUCGAUUGGUGUGUCCAUCUCGCGUCCCGCACCAAACAAUCACUUCAUUCAGCUCAACGCCGACCAGAGUGGCACCGCCAACGCCUUCUACCUGCGCUCUCCCGACCUCCACUUUACCCUCCUCAACAAGCAGGCCGACGUCGACACUCUAGUUCGCGGUAUCCAAGAAUCACGUCGUAUCAUGUCUUUCGCGCCAAUGAAUGGUCGUGCCGCACCAGUCAUCCCCGCCCCCGACCAGACUACCGCCGAGCUGGCAACCUGGGUGCAGGCCAACGCCAUCGCCCACGACCAUUGGUGCUGCACAGCCAAGAUGUCCAGCACACCAAGUGACACGAUGGCCGUUGUCGACAACCAUCUUCGUGUGCUCGGUGUCAAGAAGCUUCGUGUGAUCGACGCCUCUGUCAUGCCAACCAUUGUCGACUCCCUGGUGCAUGCCACUGUCAUGGCCAUUGCCGAGGCUGGCGCCGACUAUGUCAUCGCUGACAACAUGCCACCACCCAGCACCACUGGCACCACCACCACUACCGGUGGCGGCGGUGGCGGCGGAAGUGGCGGCCUUCUCUCUGGCAUCCUCACAGCCAUCCUCACUGGUUAA